AUGAGGCCACCCGUGCCUGACCUCACAGUACCGCGAUCGCGCAAAGCCUCGCUUGAACAGCAGUGGACCGAUCCCCGCAGUGCCGCCCCCGCUACCUUCUUCCUGGCCCGCAGCAAUCACCAUACCGAUACCGAUACUGAUGUAGGGAUAUUCCCGGACAAGAGUGAAGGCCCCACGGAGAGUUUGUAUGGGGUACGAAGUCUCGAGGAAGUCGUUGAUCCGGGCUUUUUCCCUUCGGAUCUGUCUUCAAAUCGCCAAGUUGACUUGGAGGAAUCCGUCGCCCGCCUUCAACCUUUGUUCCAAGAUGAAGAAGAGGAUUGUGAGGCCCGCAAGACAAUCCGUCGCAGGUCAACCUUGAAGCCUUCAGAUAUGCUUUCUACUAGCUCAAUGAACCCUCCUCGACCCUCUCUUGAAGAACUAUCCUCGCGACCCCUGACUCCUUCGACUUUCGAGAACUCGGAUGACCAUCCCUCCCUACCAAGUAGUCCCCGAUCUGUUUCUAUCAAUUCUAUGCGCCAACUUGAUGACAUCUCUAUCACUGAUGACCUAAGCAGUCAGGCUGUGGCUUCAGGUGGUGAGGAGGAUGACUAUCGCUCCACGCAUAACCCUGUUUCCGACAACACUUCUCAACUAAUCAUGCCAAGCAUCAGGAUGCCUAGUCGGAAACCCUUCACAGAUCGCGGGAAAGCUCUAGGUCGAUUGAAGGUUUUGGUCGCCGGUGCACCGGGCUCGGGAAAGUCGUCCCUUAUUCGGUCUAUAGUUCAAGCCUGUGACGAUAUCGUCCAUAUGGACGAUUAUCCCUCUGCCUCUCCUGCCGGAUUAUUGCGGCCUUCUCUUACAUCUUUGCAAACAAUAUAUGCCUGCAAAUCACCACAAGUGGCCCUUGUGGAGAUAUACGCUAGUACCAAACCCUAUCCGUCCUGGUGGUCGGACCUGGAAGAUUCACGUGUAUUACGACGGAGAAAAAGCACAGGUGAUCUCAUUCUGGAGCGCAACAUCUGCUUUGUGGACACGCCAGCUACGUGUAUGGGUCGCUUGGAACAGACGGACUCGAUCAUACACUAUGUUCGUCAGCAACUUUCUCGAGCAACCACCGCCGUUGAUGCCAUGAAUCAUGAUUUCCAGAACUUACUCGCUGGCAACGGUGGAACUCAAGUGGACGCUGUACUUUACCUUAUCUCCGAAGCAACGCUUCUCGCGGACAUGGAGUGCAUUCGGAGGCUCUGUGAUUGGACCAAUGUCAUUCCUCUCAUCGCCAAAGCGGAUCUAUUAAGUGACGAGAAAAUCCAUGCUUUAAAGUGCUCAUUUCAUGAGCAUGCUCAGGAGCUGUCCGUCAAACCUUUUCUUCUCAGCAACCCCAGCACGGACACGGAAAAUUUCAGUGAUAACCUACCCUUUGCAAUCUCUUCUGCGAAGGCCAGUAACGACGAGGUGAUGGAUGCCAGCAUUCUUAUGAGCCCAGACUACGUCCAACCCCUGGUAUCCUCGGAACUCAUGUUGCUUGUUAACCGAAUGUUUGACGGGGAGAAUGUUGCCUGGAUGCGACAUUCAGCUGCAAAGAAGUUGGCUCUUCAACAGCAGGAACAAUCUUUGCAGCAGCAGCAGCAGCAACAACAACAACAACAACAACAACAACAACCACAACAACAACACCAGGAUUACCUCUCUCUGAACGCCCAUGCGCUCGCUCACAGUGCUCCCCACGGCUCACCCAGUUAUACUAUGGCUCGGCUCGUCGACCACACUCGCCAGGAGGAGCGCUUGGCUCAUGUGCAGCUGGCCAAGUGGGCCUCAGAUCUACAGCAAAGCCUGCAGAACGAACGAGAGCGAUAUGCCGCGAUGGCCCAAGGCGAACGUGCCAUCUGGCUCACAGAGCGUAUUGAGGAGUGUGUCGUCGAGGGUUCAUUGAUCCCAAUGACACAAAUCCCAGUCUUCUGCGGCUUCCGUAGGUCUCCUGAGAAAACUAGUGGCAGCGGUGUUGUCCUGCGCACAGCCAACGGACAUGGCGUGGUGCAUCAGGUUGCUCACCUCUGCCCCCAGGACCCGCUCGGCCUCGUCCGCUGGUCGGAGUGCUUUAGGCGACGCGGCUGGACUGUCAUCCAGAUCAUGGGAAGUUUCGGCGUAGUCGGCGGACUUGCACUUUGUCUAGCUAAGAUUUGGGGGUUCCCUUCGCGCAACCUGUGCGAAUGGCAUCUGGAGUGGUAUAAUACCAGCAACUAG
Messenger RNA from Aspergillus saccharolyticus JOP 1030-1, 2220 nucleotides. RefSeq lists its product as uncharacterized. Gene Ontology annotation, biological process: cytoskeleton-dependent cytokinesis. Bases 1 to 2220 code for a protein of 739 amino acids. The record is from RefSeq and is a predicted model, not a curated record. Lineage: Eukaryota; Fungi; Ascomycota; Eurotiomycetes; Eurotiales; Aspergillaceae. Gene Ontology annotation, cellular component: septin complex; microtubule cytoskeleton; cell division site. The transcript is spliced from 3 exons. Gene Ontology annotation, molecular function: molecular adaptor activity; GTPase activity; GTP binding.